UAGCGGUGUGUUUACAGAUGAAGUGUUUUACUGUUUUUCGACAUCCGUGAUAUGGAAUUAUAAAAUCGGAUUAAAAAAUCUUAGGAUUUUCGCGGUAAUAAUGAAUUAUUCUUGGAAUUUGGAAAAUAUUCAAUCUUUACUUUUGUAUCAUCGCGUAUAACUUGAGCACCAUGUUACAUAAAAAUCUUACCUUCCGUAAAAUUCAUCUUGUUAUUUGCGUAUCAGUCUGUUUAUUUAUAACUUCGGUAUUCUCUGCCCAUAUUCAUAGUAAAGAAAGGGUCGAAGAUGGAGCGUAUUCCCCCAAAUUAUCUAAUCAUAAUGUGAAGAAGACUGAGUCUGAAUUCACUCAUGAAGUUAUGUUGGGAAGUGCCAAAGAAGCUGAAGAAUUUGAUCAUCUUACUCCAGAAGAAUCGAAGAAAAGAUUAUCUUUAUUGCUGACAAAGAUUGAUACGAAUGGAAAUAAAUUUGUGGAUCCUGAGGAACUUUACGCAUGGAUUAUUAAAUCAUUCAAAAAAUUAUCAGAGGAAGAAGCUGAAGAAAGAUUCGAUGACGCAGAUUUAAACAAGGACGAUAAAAUUACUUGGAAGGAGCAAUUAAUGGACUCGUUUGGCGAAGAAGGAGAGUUUGAUGAAACAGAUAGUGAAGAUGAAUUGUUGAUGAAAGCGGAUAAAAGGCUGUUCGAAGCUGCGGAUUUGAACAGAGACGGGGUUUUAGAUAAAGCUGAAUAUAAACGAUUCUGUAACCCUGAAGAUUUCGGUGAUAUGUUACCAAUUUUAAUUCAAAAUACCCUCGAAGAAAAAGAUUUGAAUAAAGAUGGACACAUCGAUUUUGAAGAGUUUAUCGGCGAUAAAAGUAAAAUGCACGAUAAUGAAUAUAUUAUUUCUGAAAAGGCAUCAUUUGAAGUGAAUUAUGAUAAAAAUAAAGACGGUGUAUUGAGUAGCGAAGAAAUAAUUUCGUGGGUUGUUCCAAAUUCUUCCCAAAUAGCUAUCGAAGAAACAAGACAUUUAUUAGCAGCUGCGGAUGACAACCAUGAUUCAUUGUUAUCUUAUGAUGAAGUUAUAGAAAAUCAUGAUGUUUUUGUGGGUAGCGAAGCUACCGACUUCGGAGAGCAUUUACAGAAUAUCCAUGUCAUUAUGGAUGAAUUGUAGAUUUUAAGAAAAAUCUGGUCAUUUACUUAUUGUAUUACGUUUGUAUGUAUUUUGCAUUUAUUAAUUUUAUUCAAUUUCUAUCAUUUUUAUUUUUAGACUUGUUCAACUUCAUCAUUGAUUAUUUAUUUAAUUCGACUAAUUAUUGAAAUGUUUUUUUUUCACUUUUUUGUGCCGAUAAUUUCGUUCUUGUCCUCCUUAAAUUUCAUUGUUUGUGUUUCUGAAAUUAAGUUGAAGGUACUUAUUUAUUUUCAUUGGAAAGUGCGUGCUGUGGUAAUAGUACUGUUACUGUAUGCUUUUAAAUUUGAUGUUUGUGUUGAUUAUGCUUCAAAAAGUUUGACAAAUUCGAAAUUCAGUUCAAGUUUAAGUUCAUCUUCGUGUGACAGUUUUCAAUUUAGUGAUGAUGAGUGGAGGUAAAAAAAAUAAAUAAAAAACUGAGGUGUUGAA
Molecule: messenger RNA, 1592 nt
Organism: Planococcus citri (citrus mealybug)
Lineage: Eukaryota; Metazoa; Arthropoda; Insecta; Hemiptera; Pseudococcidae
Product: calumenin-A
Exons: 6
Coding region: 171-1148 (325 amino acids)
Cellular component (GO): endoplasmic reticulum
Molecular function (GO): calcium ion binding
Source: RefSeq, a predicted model, not a curated record